AUGGCUACCGCUAAGAAGAUCAUUGCAGUCGUGGGUGCCACCGGCAUUCAGGGGUCAUCCGUCGCCCAUGCAUUCCUCGCAUCCCCUGACAAGUGGCAUGUCCGCUGCCUCACACGGCACCCAUCGUCAACGAAGGCACAAGAACUCGCAAAGCUCGGAUGUGAGGUAGUCCAGGCCGACCUCACUGACCAAGCCUCUCUGUCCCGUGCCUUCGACGGCGCCCAUGCGAUCUUCGUCAACACCGACUUCUGGGCACCCUACCGAUCCUCAGUCACAUCAGGCGUCAGCUCCGACGAAAGCUGCAAGAUAGGCCAUGAAGUCGAAGUCGCGCAUGGUAAGAACGCUGCCAUAGUCGCCGCCGGCGUGCCCACGCUCGAACGGUUCGUGUACUCUGCUCUGGGCCCGAUGAACCGAGCUUCCAAUGGGAAAUACCCACAGUCGCACCACUGGGAGACCAAGGCCGCCAUUGUGGACUACAUCGAAGCCGAACAUCCCGAGCUCGCCAGGAAGAUGGCCACGAUAUACAUCGGUGCAUACACCACCAACAAUCUUUUGGUGCCCAAACUCGACUCCAGCACCGGAGAGUACAGCGUCCUCCUCCCCUGCAAGCCGACAACCAGGUUCCCUAUCAUCGACACGGCCGAGUCCACCGGGAUCUUCGUCAAGGCCUUGGUUGAAGGCGAACAACCCAACACCAAGCUCCUGGCCUACGACAGCUACUUAAGUGUCGAGCAGAUCAUCCAGGCGUGGUCGAACGUCACGGGCAAGCAGGCCAAGCUCGUAGAGGGGACUGUGGAGGAGAUGCAUGAGAUGACGCGCUUGCCUUUGGAGGUGCUUGUGGCGCCAGCGUUCAUUGAGGAGUAUGGGUAUACUGCGGGUGUAUCGGGUGUCAUUGAGCCGCCGCAGCUGAAGACCAAGGUACAGACGCGAGGCUACGAAGACUGGCUGAGGACGAGGGACAUGGAGGAGCUGCUUGGGGAGAACAAAGUUGUGAUCUGA
Molecule: messenger RNA, 999 nt
Organism: Anthostomella pinea
Lineage: Eukaryota; Fungi; Ascomycota; Sordariomycetes; Xylariales; Xylariaceae
Source: the annotation of a GenBank genome assembly